AAAGACACGCAUGGGGACGGACCUAGCGCGGCCGCGAUCCUUCAAAGGUCGCCAGAGGCCCGUGGACGACGACUGGGAUGACGUAGACUUGCAUUGCGUAGGUAACGCGCACAGGGGCAGUCGACAGUCCCCAUCCCGAAGUGCCCAGACACGUGGAAGGGCCUCCCAAGGACAGCAAGUGGAGGGGGAAAGGGCCUCGUACAGAAGAAGAUGGUCGCAUCCAGCCCCGACGACGGAAGUAGUGCUGGCUCCUGCGUCGUCCCUGGACCCUGUGGGUUUGCAGGAGAAGAGUUGGCGAUUCAACGAUUACUUCUGGCUCGCCUCCUCCCUCGCCCUCUCCCCUCCAGCCUACAUGCUGGGGGUCCUGGGGUCCCACCUGGGCCUCACCUGGAAAUGGUCCGUCCUGGCUUCCUUCCUCUCUGCCCUCCUUGCCGCCGGCCUUGCCGCCUUGACCAUGCACGCCCCCAGCAAGUACGGCAUCCCUUUCUGUGUUUCUGCCCGGACCAGCUUUGGAAUUUUUGGCGCGAAAUUUUUCUCCCUCCUCCACCUAGGCCUGGCUUUCCCAUGGACGGCGUGGCUCCUCAGCAUUGCGACCGAGGGCCUCCGAGAGGGAAUCACGCGCUUCCGUCCCUCCGUCGCCACGUGGAACCCGCUCCCUCCUUCCUUCCUGCCCCCCGGCCAAUCCUCUCUCCUCAGCCUUCUCUGCCUGGCCAGUAGCUUCCUCCUCCUCGUCUCCUUGCACGCGUUUGGGAAAAUCCAGGCGCUUCGUUCGCUCGCGCCCGUCCUCAGCACCCUCCUCCUUGCCUUCUACGUGGGUCUGGGAAUAUGGGCCUACCGCCUCCUUGGCCUCGACACCGGGCUCCACGCCUACGACGCAAAGUCGAUGGUGUAG
Molecule: messenger RNA, 892 nt
Organism: Nannochloropsis gaditana CCMP526
Product: ncs1 nucleoside transporter family
Exons: 4
Coding region: 11-892 (293 amino acids)
Biological process (GO): transmembrane transport; nucleobase transport
Cellular component (GO): plasma membrane
Molecular function (GO): nucleobase transmembrane transporter activity
Source: RefSeq, a predicted model, not a curated record